Messenger RNA from Morone saxatilis (striped sea-bass), 1440 nucleotides. Its product is annotated as platelet-derived growth factor receptor beta-like. The annotation marks the transcript as partial. Lineage: Eukaryota; Metazoa; Chordata; Actinopteri; Moronidae. The record is from RefSeq and is a predicted model, not a curated record. The transcript is spliced from 10 exons.
GUACAGGUGUGUUCAGAUACCUGUCUGUCUUCUCAGGUGUGUUCGGGUUGGAGUCAGGUGACCUGGCGGUUACCUCAGGACGGUUUGGUGGACGGGGUCAUGGUGGAGAAUCAGGGGUCCAGCAGCGUCCUGCAGCUCUUUAACGUCACCUGGAGGAAUUCUGGGAGAUACACCUGUGAGGAGACGUCGUCCGAUCAGAGCAGAGAGAUCGAUAUCUUCAUACCUGGUCAAGGUCCGGAGGAAUGGUUCGUCCCUCUGGGUCCAGGUGUGGUGAUGAAGGAGGCGGAGGAAGAUACCAUCCCCUGCGUGGUGUCUGACCCACAGCUCAACGUCACGCUGUACCAACGUCCUGGCAAGACGCCGGUUACCACGACGACAUACGAGCCGGGCCGCGGCUUUACGGGUCGUCUGAACGACACGUCAUACGUGUGCGUGGCGUCCCGCGGAGACGAAGAGAGAGAGUCACAGGUGUACUACGUCUUCAGCAUUGUAGGUGAGAUUAGAUGUCUUGGCCUAAAGUGAUGGGAGGUGGAUCUGAUGGCGUCCAGCAGGGUGUUGAAGCAGGGAGAAGUUCUGACUGUAAAUUGCACCGUUAAAGACGCUGAGAUGGUCUUCUUCACCUGGGACUUCCCCCGCAGACAGGAAAUCGAGCCUCUGACCGACUUCCUGCCCAAUCAGAUCCGCUCCUUUGUUAACAUCUCCAUGGCAACGGUGGCAGACUCUGGUGUGUAUGUGUGUGAGGUUAAGGAGACGAUGAAGGAACAAAUGGUGAAGAAAAACAUCACUGUGACCGUCCUGGAGCGAGGUUACGUCUACCUGUGGCCGACAGGUGAGACCAACCUGUCGUCUCUCCUCCACCAAUCAGUGGAGUUCAGCAUGGAGGUCGACGCCCACCCUCCCCCCACUUUCAUCUGGACCAGAGACAACCAGACCGUUACCACAGAAACCACCGCCAUCACCACCACACACCUGAGCGGAAGCAGGUAUAUGAGCACACUGACGUUGGUUCGAGUUCGGCUGGAUCAGACAGGAAGUUACACAGUGACCGUUUCCAAUGAGGAUGAUGUUGACAACAUUGUCUUCAACCUGGAGGUCAAAGCGGCCCCCAGGAUCACCUCUCUGUCGGAGGUUGGCAGUACAGCGGUUCUGUGUGUCAGCGAGGGAGCUCCGCCCCCUUCAAUCACCUGGUACACUUGUCCGACCUCACAAAGGUGCAGUAAUUUGACUGGCGGCUGGAGGAGCCUUUUAGCAGCCUCAGAGGGCGGGGCUCUGAACAUCACUGAGGAGAGAGGAGUUACCCAGGUACGCAGUGUGUUGACUCUCCACAGUCUCAUCUCUCUGUCAGCUAUUCGCUGUGAGUCCAAAAACUCCGCAGGACACCACAGCAGAGAGCUCCGGAUCCAAUCCAACUGUACGUACAAAUACUGCAAUACUGGGUAG